AUGCUGCCCCCUAUCCMUAAGAAGGGUUACUCUCCCUCCACCUCCCCUCCAGCCUCCCCCCUCUGCUCCAGCUCCCUCCACUUCACUCCCCUCUGCCUCCAGCUCCCCUCACCCUCUUACCCCCCUCCCCCCUUGCCCUCCACCUCCCCUCAACACCCUCCCUUCCCUCUAGCCGUCCACUGCCCCUCAUCUCCCUCCCUCUGCCUCCGCUCCACCUCACCUCCCACUCCCCUCUGCCCCACCUCCCUCACCUCCCCUCCGUGCCUCCACCUACCCCCAUCCCCCUCCCCUGCCCUCCCUCCCCUGCCCCCUCCAGCCUCCCCUCAUCUCAGUCCCUCCACCUCCCCCCUUCCCACCUCCCCUCCAACCUCCCCGCCCUCCACCUCCCUUCUCCCUCCGCACCUCCGCCUCACCACCUCCCCCUGCCUCACCUCCCCUCACCUCCCUCUGCCUCCAACAAUGCUAAAGGACGACUCUUUGCUACUCAUACCUAAUGUGCUGAAGGUGUUCCUGGAGAAUGGUCAGAUCAAGUCCUUUACGUUUGACAGCCGCACCACUGUCAGGGAUGUGAUCUCGUCCCUGCAGGACCGCCUGUCYCUGCGUUACAUCGAGCACUUUGCCCUGGUGCUGGAGUCAGGUGGGCUGGACCAGAACCAGAGACUACACCUGCUGCAGGAKAACCAGCCRCUCUCACAUAGUCGCAAUGACGUCAUCAAAGAGCGCUUCGGGAUGGACUGGAAGUCUGACGUCACACUGCGGCUGGCGGCGCUUCAUAUCUACAUCACGGUGUCAUCGGCCAGACCCAAUCAGAAGAUCUCGCUCAAGAAUGUGGAGAAGGAGUGGGGUCUGGAACCUUUCCUCCCCCUCACUCUACUUCCCACCAUCAAGGAGAAGAAUGUGUGUAAGACCCUGUCACAGCUGCUCAAGACCUAUCAGCAUCUGCCGCCCUCCGGCAACAAGGUCCCUCCUCUCCAGGGAAAGCUGCAGUACAUGCGUGUGCUCAACGAUCUUCCGCCCUUUGGAGGCUUGCUGUUCCACACCGUCGGACUAGAUGAGAAGCAGUCGGCCACUACGCUGCUGGUGGGUCCGCGGCACGGCAUCGGUCAUGUGAUCGACCUGAAGAACAACCUGACCACGGUUCUGACAGAGUUCAGUCGCGUUGCUAAGAUACAGCUGCACCGGGAGAACCAGGGCGUUGCCCGCGUAGAGGUGGCCAUACAGGAGGCCAAGCCUCUGGUCCUGUUGAUGGAGUGGCCUGAUGCCAGUAACUUCGCCUGUCUCAUCUCCGGCUACUACAAGCUGUUUGUGGAUCCCAAACGAACCAUCUACCACCUGACUCCUGGUCAGUCUUAUAUGAUCAAGGCAGAUUACAGAGGUUCCCACCASGCCCACCCGCGCUCCGGCACCACAGCAGCGUCCAGUGGGGACCGACGAGGGGACGAGAGGGAAAGACCCCAUACGAGGGACCCAGGGUCCCAGUCUCAGAWUACAGCGACCGCCCCACAGCCCGCAGAGUCCCAACACCUGGGUCUUUGCCACGUCCAUCUCCGGGAGCAACAACAGCUGCAGGAGCUCCAAAUGCAGGCAGAACCCGAGCUCGACGUCAACGAGAACUUAAUUUCCCAAGAGGCACCAGGGCGGCCACGUACCAAGUCUGACCCGACGCUGCAGAAAACGGAGAGGAUCGGCGGGAGGCCGGAAAGCCCCGUCCAGGAGAGCUCAGUGGUCUUCAGGAGCAGAGCCCAAACCAUGGGGCAGUCCCAGCGAGCUACACGGUUCUUCUGUGACUCCUGCAAGGCCAGGUUGCAGGCAGUAGGUGGCUGUGUUGCCGGUGGACGCAGCGGCGCCUCAUCGAGCAGUGCUCCAGCGCCUGUGCUCCCGCGAUGGAGGUGCAGUAGACCUGAUGCCCUCUCCCCCGGGGAAAUGAGAGAGGAGGAAGAAGAGGGCAACAGCUCGGACGAAGAUGACGCAAAAGGCGGAAGCUCGCCCCAAACCCGUCACCCGUCCAAGCUGCAACCGGGCUGCAGUCAGCAAGAGCUCUGCCAAGGCUCUCUUCCAAGGAAGUGGUACCAGCUCGAGGAUGUCCGGCCUUGGGCCCUAGCGCAUCAGAGGACUCUCCCAUCACCCAACGACAGCUCAGACAACAGCUCACAUGCCGCGCUCAUCCUGCUGUAUCAUUCCUCAUUACGCAGACGGUUGAUUGUGUUGGCGGCCAUUACGCCUGAGUCAUCGCUAGACUCAGGGCACGAGACCAACUCCUCUGAGCUGACAGACGUCUCAGARAUGGUGUCGGCCAUGAAGCAGCACCAGAACCAGGCCUACCUGCUGGCCCACCACAUCAGCAAGGAGCGUAUCUUCAGUCGCAGAGACUUCCCCUUGGCCAUACCAGGCUGCACCGCCCAGACUAUUGGAGGCGGUGCAUUCUCCAUGGGUCAGAUCCGCAGCGGCUGCCCCUCGAAACCAAUGAUCCUCAGUAAGACUGUUCCCCUAAAGCKUAGCCCUGGUCAGGAGACUGCCAGUCCAGGUCUCAGCACAGUGGAGCAGAGGAGUGACGUUACCCAAGACCCAACGCAGAGUGAGCCGAGUGAAGGCAAGAAGGCAAAACCAGAGCCCACCAAAGCGUGCACCCCAGACCACCCUGCGAAGUCACCUGAGGAGCUGAAAGUCUCCGAUCCAGGGCAGGCACCUAAGGUCGGCAAGGAUCAGAGGUUGCCCGGUACUGCUGUGGGCAAACUAAGCCCGAAUUUCGCUGCRGGGGUCAAGGGGAAGAAGUCUGGGCCUCUGAGCCCAGACACUACCAACAAAGCCUUACCCAUUCUCUUGCCUGUGGACAGAACUGCCUCCGCCAAGAUUUGCCCCACAAACAUGUGCCAAGAUGCCGAGACUGCCUCUAGCAAGACCAUCAAGCCUUCAAGCUCUAAAGACCUCUUGCCAAUUGAUGACCUGUUCUGCACGUGCCCAGUUAGAGAACCCGGGCCACAGCUAAGACUGAAGGAUCCACAUACCCAAAAGGUGGUGGUGUUCCACUCCUCUUCCCCGACAGAUGAUGAGCGUCUUUGUGCCAAAGGCCUCCAACUGGCCAGCAGCAAAGAGAGCGCAGCGAGAGGAGCAGGAGAAGACCCCAUCUUGGCCAAGCCCAGACCCCAGGUCCCAACCAAGUACUCCCAGUCCCCACACAUGCCUGUGAAAGCUGAGAGGAAGGAAGCAGCAGAGGCCAAGGCAGAGAGGUCCCAGGGUAAAGCUCAAGCUGAGCCACAUAAAUGCCCCCUGAAGACACUACCUCUCCUGGGAGACCCCACACACCCUACCUGCUCUGUGGACAAGGUCUCCACUCUCCCAUCUGCCAACAGCAAGAACCAGGGUGGCGGUAAAGGGAAGGCUCAGCGUAGCGCUCCCUUCCUAAGUAUCAAGAACCUUCUGUCGGCCACCUUCCCAGCUCGGAUUCGACGGGAGACUGAUGAGCGCCGAGCCCAGCUCCAGAAGGUCCGGCAGUACGAGUUAGAGUUUCUGGAAGAACUUCUGAAGCCCAAAUCAUCUGGGGGCGAGUACCUACCCCAGGGAUCCUCGCCAGUCCCCUCAUGCACCCCAUGUGCUUGCCAGCUCCUUACAAGUCCUGUGCUAAAAGCCCCUGGAAUCUCCAGAGAACAGCGCCGCAGCUGCGACUGCAAGAGGAUGUGCAGAGGCAUCCGACUGCCCGAUACGCCGGUCGGCUCAAUUGCAGAGACACAGCAGCAUAGGGGCAGAGAGAGACCCCUCUCCAAGACCCCUCCAGCGACCUCCAAAACCCCUCACCCCCAGGGAGGUCAGAGGAGACCUCAGACCUUAGAGAUCAAGACCACCCGAAUCCGCUCGACCAGUCUGGAGUCACRGGAACCCAGGGGGGAGCAGGCUUCCUGCUUGCCCACCUGCACGUCUCGCACACCAGACUGCAUGGGCGCCCCGCAGUACAAGAAGCUCCAGAGGCGGUAUAGCAUCGGUGAGGUGGACAACUCUGAAGGCACCCAGCUGUACACCGAGAUCAAACCCAAAGCAAAGAACCUGGAGAAGGAGAUGGAGCGAGUGAGGGCCGCAGGGCUGAGGCUUCCAACAACCGUGGAGCCCGUUCACAAUCAAACUGAAACUCACACGACUGCUGCAGAGGCAAAGGGGAAAAAAGGAGUGUUCUUCAUMCAGGGAGAAGAGCUGCUGAGGGAGAGCAGAGAGGGGGCGCCGACGGAGAUACUGCUGGGGCUGCCUAGCGAGGACAGUGAUGACAGGGAGAAGUGCUGCUCUUUCUGUUUCUGCUACAGGAAGUGUGAAGCGGCAGACGAGAGCAGCGAGAAAGAAGAGCUCUCCUACUCCACCACCCUCCAGGUCCUGCCCGGGAUGCAGCGGGGCUCUCAGACCUUGCCCAUUGUCAGCAAAACGCUCCAGGUUCUCCACGCUGAGGGCUGCAGUGGGGAGGAGGAGGAAGUAGAGGAAGAAGAAGAAGAAGAGCCGCAGACACAGGAGAUCGACCUCCGGGCAUGCGGGACUCUGGAGGGGAGCCUGGCGAGGGUCGAAUCCCUGCAAGGAAAGACGUUCAGCCUGCCGGACGGUUUCCUCAAUGCCCAGCUGGAUGCUAAUGAGCUGCUAGCCAUCCUGCGUCAGUGCGCUAACAUUCCCCARGUGGAUAACGAAUCACGCCUACAGCCGUCCCGGAUCGUCGAGUACAAGCAGGAGCUGGCAGUGCGCUUCAAGGAGUUCAGGGCGGCGUGCCGGCGGGUGGCGAGCGUUGAGAAGAGCCCCACUCGCAUGCUGAGCGUUGUUACGGCCAGCUUCCUGGUCCUCUGCGAACUGACUCAGACCUUCAUCAAGCUGGUUAGAGGGGUGCGUUCAGAGGCCCAAAGGCUGCAGCUGCUGAGGAAGGUUGAAGAGGUUGCUAUCAAUUACACUUUGCUGUUGCGUGCAGCCGAGGAGGCGAUGGGCCACUCCAGUAGCCUGCCUAACAAGAGCGUGAGUCCCCAAGUUACUACAACCACCACCAACAUGGGCUCCCUCUCUCGCCCAAUCAAAACCCUGCCUACCCAGUAGAGACAAAGAAUGGGGAAGUUAGUAAAUAAUCAUAUAUGACAGUUGGGAGGGUGGGUGGCUGGGCCCACACUCCCAAUGUUCAGUAGUUAUUUAUUGUUUACAGGACAUGCAAUGAUCCAUCCUCAGCAAAAAUCGCAAUGCAACUGCUCCAUUAUGCGUUUACAGGGGCUGUGGCAGUUGCAGCCUAGAGUGGCCCUGUGGUGUUCUAGCAUAAGAGACAGACGCCUGGGCACCGCUGUACAAAAGGUGCAAGGACCGACACCUCUGAAACGCUGGGUGAAAACAGGGCUAACCACUCCUCCAUGUCAACUCUCACAUUACACAGAUCCUUCUCAUUCUUUUCGAUGUAUAUUUGAGUUGUAUCUUUUUAGCAAAGUAUACCAUUUUGUGGAGAAUAAAAAAUAAUGAAAAUAAUAUAUAAAAUGAUAUUGAGUAUAACAAAUAUAAAGAGUAAUACAUCUACAAUAAAUCUUCAGACAUUUUAAUGUGCUCUGGGAAAAAAUACCGCAGAGAAAACGUCAAAGUAGCGAAUUCUGUGAAUUAGGUAGUCCAAAGCCUGGGUUAGUAGUUGACGUGUUUGUUUGUUAAAUUUUCUAACUGUUGUGACACAAUAAGUUCUGUUGGUCAUCUGGACAAUGUCAUGACCUGCACUUCAACAAUAUCACAUACAUCACAUUCAGAAUGUUGGAAAUUGUACCUCCUGUAAGAUUGGAAAAUCCACACAUUUGAAUUGGGUUGAUAUAAAACAAACAUGGGGGCCAUUUACUCAUCUGUAGAAUAAAACCACCGGUAUGUAACACCUAGUGUGGGCAGACAUAACAGAAACGCUAACUCACUAGUAGCUAACCAAUCAGCUGGUUAGGAUCAAUGUUCUUCAUGAAGGAAAUGAAGGCAGCUCCGCUCUGCAGUAUUUAGUGUAGUCAACCUCACAUUGCUGUCUUGGUUAGAGACAUACACACAGUACUCACACACGACAAUCACAAUCCACACUAAACCGGCACAUCAACACUUGUAAAUGAGAGAUCCACUUUAGCAAGCUUAGCCUUCUACUUUUGCACAGCCUUCAGCAUUUGCUCCUGCUCACACAUGAUCUACGUUCAUGUUUUGUUUACAUUCAGUCAACUGAACACUGCUCUAGAAAACAAACUCCUCAUACACCUUCCAUUUUAUAAACUAUUUCAUCUUAGAAAAGAUUCAAGUUGCUAUAUUCUUCUCUACAAUAAUUUUACAGGAUUCUGUGUCACAAACAAUUCAAUGGGGUUAUACUUUUUGCUCUCUAUAUGUGCUGUUAUCCCUUGUGCAAUACAGGAGAUAUAUAUAAAUCACUAACACACAAAGUAGUUUUCUAUGUAUUUUAAUAAAACUGACAACUGUGUAUUCUGUCUGAAAACGUCUUUCUGUCUCAUCCUGUUGUCAAACCACAGAGAUGGAAGCAGCCUACAGCUAACCUCAACAGAAACUAUUCAGACUCUGUCCGUAACUGUUAUACUCUGACAGGAUACUGUUCAUACCAGGCCACGUGAAUUCUUUCACUGCGCUACUGUCUUGCAUGUUUCUCCAAUUCUACCUUUGUUCUUGGAGUUACAAGAAGCAGAAACGGUCAAGUUACCAGUGGUGUUGGCAGAUACAGUGUUACUACUAGUUUUAUGAAGUGAGAAAGAAAGAAUAUACACCCACAAAAAAUAUGAGGAGGCUACUUAUGCCAAUAAUGUUUUGCAAUGGAAAUUCUGUAUGCGGAGUUGUGUUAUUCUACACUCAAGAUGUAAAUAUUGUAAAACAGUGGGAAUAUUUGUGAGCCUGGAAAACACUUUUAAAUUACUAACUGACGUGUGAAGUUUGGUUCCGAAUUCUUCACCGUUUUGUAAAAAAAGAGAAAACAUGUCUGUACUGUAUCAUUUAUAGUAGUUAUGUUCCAUAGAAAACUAAUAGCGAAAACUUAUAUUUUAAGAGUAUAUAAUGAGUAUAAAGCAUGGGACAUGUUUAUUUUUUAUAAAAACUAAAUAUUUACUGUAUCAAGCAACAUUCUCUCAUCAUGACCACCUGGAAAUGUUUUCAAACAUUUCGUUUUUGACGUAAUGAUAAUAUACAAAUAUAUUGUGUGGUUGUCAUUGUUGAGUUGCGUUGUUGCCAUAUUGUGAAUGUGUCUCUAUGUUCCAUAACAUAAUGGACCUUUGUUCCAUAACAUAAUGGACCUAUAUUCCAUAAUGUAAUGGACCUAUAUUCCAUAACGUAAUGGACCUAUAUUCCAUAACAUAAUGGACCUAUAUUCCAUAACGUAAUGGACCUUUGUUC
This is a messenger RNA of Salvelinus sp. IW2-2015, 7344 nucleotides long. The record is from RefSeq and is a predicted model, not a curated record. Lineage: Eukaryota; Metazoa; Chordata; Actinopteri; Salmoniformes; Salmonidae.